AUGAUUUCUACCAUCCCCCCUCCCCGUCCGGUCUCGGUCAAUUCACUGGCCAGAGCGUCAGCCUCGACAACCAUCCCCUACGCCAAAGCGAGUCGCUGCACCAGUGCCGAAAUUCAGAUUCUCGAUGGUCCCAUUAAUCCCCCGGCGGUGGGGCCUGGUCAGCUGGUCUGCCAGUCCCCGGUGGAUACCGAAAUGGAGGAUGCACGGAUAAGCGUGGAGACGCCUCAGGCCUGCCGAUCCCAAGUGCGCUUCGAAGACCUGCCCAUCGAGAUCCACGAGGCCAUUCUAGAUCAUUUGUUUGGCGAGCGGGCAUCGGCCUUCACGUCGUGCGCGCCCGGUAAGUCCGCGCGUAGUUGGAAUAAGUCGUUGCGUCAUCCCCGUCGAAAAGCGCUCUCCAAUUUGGCAUUGAUCACCCCUGUCUGGCGAGCACUGGUGCAGGACCGAAUUUACAGGCACAUCAAAAUCAAGGGUACUACAGAUGAAUUGGCAGAAAGUGCUCGCUGGUUCCGUGCACAUCCCCACCUGGCCCCGUACGUCCGCCAUGUCGAGAUCUGGAUCCCGGUAUGGGGAAAACGCGCCGUUAAGAAUACAUCGCACCAUUUUCCGGCCCGGCGGUUGCAUGACGAGGAUGCCGGCCUGGUCGAGCCUGGAGUGCCUCAAGCCAUCGCGUGGGACGACUCUGAUACCAACCAUAGCUCCGACUAUCGAUACCACUAUGCCAGUCAUAAUGCGACACUGGAGGAGAUGUUCUCCCACGUCAAAUCCGAAUUUCCCGAAGCACGCAUACUGACCCUGGAGGGAGGUCACUGUAAGCGACCGCCAAUGGUCCGCCAAUUCCGCGAUGAUCCAUGCGGCCACUCCGGACGGCGGCGUUUGCCUACGCUGCCAGUCGUCCAGACGUUUGUCAUGCGUGGAGCGUGGAAUAUCAUGCGCGACUAUCAACAUUGGUUGAACAUGUCACAAGCCUUACCGGGGGUGCGCGAGUGGCACUGCGCCUACGCCAAGCCCAAAUUCGAGGCCUACGAGACUGUCGCGGAGAUUCUCUCCCGCAUAUCCCCAUCACUCGUCCAUGUCAACAUCAGCCUGGAAGGCUUCUACAACAAGGACAACACACAAUCCGGCUGGAUGCACGAUGGAAUCAGCCCACCACAUCUCUGCCGCCUGCUUGGCGAGGCAGCCCCGCGGUUGGAGUCCCUUGCAUUUACGGGGAAGGUCUGCGCCUGUCUCUUCAAUGCAACCCGCAGCUUCAUGUCCACCUGGCCGGCCAAGUCCAAGCUCAAGUCGUUAGAUUUGGUGGUCAAGACCUGCUGUCGCGAAAAGCGGGCCAAUCCGGGACUCGGAUUUCUAGACGACUUUUCCGGCAUCACCAAUCUGAACUUUAUCCGCUCUUUUGAGAAACUCGUCCUCGGCGCCGUCCACAGCCUGCAGCUGCACACUGCCUUGACGUACAUGCGCAUCCGCUUCAUCGACCUGGAUUCAGCUUGUCCGCCACUGAACCCCUACUUCCAGCUGUCCGAUAACGAGUGCACCGGUUUGUGGAAUGAGAGGAUCCUCGAGACCUUGCAUGAGGCCCGUCCCCAGGCACACUAUGCAGAGCUUUCCGACGGCAUUUAUCCCCAGUAUGGACACAACCGGCAGAUCGUAGGGGCGGUGUACCCGCGAACUCGACCAUUAAGUAUCCAUGCAUCGACAUACAAAGUUAUUGCCGAUGUGUCCAAGCCAUAG
Aspergillus costaricaensis CBS 115574 is the source of this 1725-nucleotide messenger RNA. RefSeq lists its product as uncharacterized. The coding region runs from base 1 to 1725 and encodes 574 amino acids. The transcript has 2 exons. The record is from RefSeq and is a predicted model, not a curated record. NCBI's taxonomy places the organism in Eukaryota, Fungi, Ascomycota, Eurotiomycetes, Eurotiales, Aspergillaceae.